UACAGUUCCUUGAAUCUCUUCAGGAGGUAGUGUCGAGUGGCAGUCGCUGCAAACGUCGUCAUCUCUUGUUUUUUUUCCUUUAUUUCGCCCUCAAGUCGUCAUGUUUCGCUACGCCUGCCUCACAUUGUCGUUGCUUUUGAUGGUCGGAAUCCACCAGUCAUGCAGCGUACAGGUGAAUGUGAUGAAUUCAGACCAAAAGUUGUGUCUGUAUGCUCAACUGAUGGUAAAUUUUACUGUCACAUAUGAAGUGAUUGGAAAAGUGAACAACACCAUUACAUUUAUACUUCCCGAUAAAGUGAACUCUACUGGCAGCACCUGCAGCAGUGACACCUCCACUAUGAAGCUUGAGUUUGGUGAAGGGCACACGUGGGCUGUCAAUUUCACCAGAGACAACAAAACCUACAAGGCAGACAGCAUUGUUUUCAUCUACAAUUUAAAUGAUUCCAACAUCUUCAAAAAUUCUUCUUCAAAUAACACAGUUAAGGUUUCCUUCCUCCCAAAAAUGGAUGAAGUAGGCAUUGAUACCUAUUACUCCUGCAGGAGUAAUGUGAACCUCACUGCAGAUUUGGUCACACAGACCCUGUGGAACGUAUCCCUGCAGGCGUUUAUACCCAAUGGGACUUUGAGCAACAAUGCAACCAUUUGUGCCGCUGAUAUUCCCACCACUACAACAGCGCCUACUACUACGCCAGCGCCUACUACUACGCCAGCACCGACACCAGCACCACAGCCCAGUGUUGGUGACUACAAUGUCACUGAGAACAACACGGUCUGUCUGAUGGCCACACUCGGACUGCAAGUGCACUACAUGGAUGAUUCGGCAUUGCAGGUCAUUAACCUUGACCCUAACAAAACAAUCUCUGAUGGAAAGUGCCAGGGCAACAGCAGCGAGGCCUCACUCUAUUUGAAAUCCGAAAAAGUGUCAGUUUUGUUCAAUUUUAUGGAGGACGGAAAGAAGUUUAUGUUGCAUGCUGUGACCGUCAAUGUGACAAAGGGCAAUGUCACCGUAAACUUCUCCAACAAAAAUAUGUCUCUGUGGGAGACCUGGCUUGGCAGCUCCUACAUGUGCAACAAGCAGCAGACCUUCAAUGUAACAGAGUCCUGUGCCAUUGUCACCUACAAGUUGCAAGUGCAGCCCUUUAACGUGAAAGAAAACAAAUUCUCGACAGCUCAUGAGUGUUCUGUGGAUGACAGCAGCAUCUUAAUCCCAAUCGUUGUUGGUGCAGCCCUGGCUGGCUUGAUUGUCAUUGUGCUGAUUGCUUACGUGAUUGGUAGACGGAAGACCUACGUCGGAUAUCAGACCCUCUGAUCCACUCGAUCAUUUCAUUCAACAGACUGACCUUUUUGUUUUUUCCUGUCUGAGGGAGCAAGUGCAAGUUCUGUUUCCUAUUUGUGCACACGUACAAUGAGCGCGCGCACACAAAAAGCAGCAAAAAUUGGAUGAACAGUAAAUCUGUCACUUUUCAUAAUUUGUGAAGUCCUAUGAAAUGUUUUGAGUAAAAGUUUCAUACUUUGCACUUUUUUGUCUUAGACUCACUGCUAUAGCUUGCUGUAGUGCUGAUUCAGUUUGGAGACAACAUCUUAAGGGACUGGCAGCUACUAAACCACCUGUUGCCACCUAAAAAGAAAUUGGCUAAAUGGGUAUCCAUAUGUGUCCUGGCCUGCUUUACAGCCUUUUGUCUUUUUUUUGGAGAGGCCAUGGUCGAAGACGGUUAAGCCAAUUGGUAAUAUAUGCUGUUUGCUAGCUCUCUCAUGCUGGCAUUGACUGGAGUAAUAUCAAUAGAGUACUAGCGUGGGGGUAUUGUGGAAUUUGCACUUGCUUCCCCAUACAACAUUCCUUUAUUUCCAUCCCAUUCUUUGUGUUGUGUUCAUAAAUUUGUUGUAUACCUCCUGCCCAGCUCUUUUCUUUUGUGCCCCAGAUUACCCUAUGGCACCAGCUUUUGGAUGUUUGGCUUAAUUCAGUUGCUGGCACAAAAGCAUUUCAAUCUGCUUUAGUUUCCUGCUCCAUCUGUAUGAGCAGCAACUGCUUUUUGAUGGAGUGGGAACAUUUAAAAAAAAAAAAACAAAAAAAGAGUUCAAUUAAUUGUGGAGGUUCAUGGGUUUCCUUUUAAAUUUGUGUUUGCCACAAAAGUUACUGGGCUUGCAGUUCGAUGCUGGUGUCACUGGGGUGCUCUAGUCUGGGUACUUGUGUGGAGUUCCUGGAGGGCCACAAUGGUGUUUAGGCAGAUUAAUCUCCAAUGAUGCAACUUUUUGAAUAACUGAUAUCUUGAUUCAGUGCAUUGGAAGAAUACGGCUGUGCGCACGCUGAAUUCCUACAAAAUAAGUGAAACGAAACUACCAGUUUUGUCCAGUCCAACCUGUGGCAGGGGUUGUGAAUGGAAAAUCAUCAUAAGGUAUAACCCUCCAGGAAUUAUGUGCAGUAUGUCCUCUCCACCACAAAACACCAGUUUGUGAGAUUGUGAUGGAGAGACAAGUGCAACACACUGCUAGAGUUGAGUGAUCUCAAAAACAAAGCUUGAGACUUUUAAUUUCUUCUCUCUCUUAGUGAUAAUGCAGUAGCCUUUAAAAGGGAUAGCUUUAAUGAUCAGCAGAGAAUAACAGCUUGCUUGUAAAUUACUGUAAUUUUUGCCCAAGUGUUAGUUCUGUAUAACAAAAAGAAGUGGCACUAAAAGCCCUGUUUGCUUCAGCAGUUGUCUGCAUUUUAGACCUGUGGCUGCUCUUUGUGGGUACUGGAUUAGCCCAUUUUGUUAGUGGUGGAUUUGACAGUAAGUGAAAGUCAAGUAGAGAUAGCCUUUGUAUAUCAGAGAGGGGGAGAGAGAGAAAAGAUCUUUAACAUGCACAUGUAUAUAUUUGUAAUGUUUGGGGCAGAUGUGGUAAUUGGAUUGUUCUUUGUUUUCCAUUUAUGUUGUAUAGUACUGUAGUUUGAUUUGCAUUGUGUGCAUUGACAUUUCCACCUUCAUUUCAUCAUGUGGCUGUUUGAAAACAUAAUGGCUUUUGCACCUUUUAAAAUGUUUCAUUUUGCAUUUCGUUUAAGAAAAAGUAUAUGCUGUCUUCUUAUUGAAGUUAAAUAGUGACUAACUUUCCCUCCAUUUCCCACCCAAUAAAAGCCCCAGUUGAAUUGCUUCUCUUUCUGCUAGCUCAAAAAAAAAAUUUUUAUUAUAUUAUAAAGACUGGGAAAGAACUGAAUCUAACCUGACAGAAUGGCUGUUCUUUGAGCAGUUGCUGCUCAGUUUCUUCCUCUGACAGUUUUAAAACACGUGUUGAAAUUGUGAUUUACAAAUGUUAAUGAUUUUUCCAUGCAGUGGGAACUGUUGCUUUGUCAGUCUUUCUGUAGUCAUGAGUUCAGGUCGAUAAUUAACUAUUUUAUAUGUUUGCCACUUCCAGAAAUUACAAAGGUCAAAGGUUGUGCACUUCUGCACCUUUUACACACUGUGCCUAGCCUUGUGCUCUGAAAAGGGAAUUUGUUCUGUCAACAAAGAAUCAUUGGGUGGUGGUUUUUUUUUUUUUUUGAAACUCAUUAAUAAAAUGGAUGGAUCAGUUCUGUUAUGUGACCAUUCAAAAGAAAUAUGAAAUUUGAUCUUAAAUGGUUUUUAUAGUUAUAAUAAACAAGGCUGAAUAAUCCAUGUUUGUG
Molecule: messenger RNA, 3631 nt
Organism: Scleropages formosus (Asian bonytongue)
Lineage: Eukaryota; Metazoa; Chordata; Actinopteri; Osteoglossiformes; Osteoglossidae
Product: lysosome-associated membrane glycoprotein 2-like
Exons: 9
Coding region: 101-1309 (402 amino acids)
Biological process (GO): establishment of protein localization to organelle
Cellular component (GO): plasma membrane; lysosomal membrane; late endosome membrane
Source: RefSeq, a predicted model, not a curated record